This is a messenger RNA of Pseudomyrmex gracilis, 402 nucleotides long. RefSeq lists its product as uncharacterized. The transcript has a single exon. The record is from RefSeq and is a predicted model, not a curated record. Lineage: Eukaryota; Metazoa; Arthropoda; Insecta; Hymenoptera; Formicidae. The coding region runs from base 1 to 402 and encodes 133 amino acids.
AUGGCGAAGGCCCGUGCGGCCAUUAACCUCGCCGAUUACGGGAUCGCCGGGCUCAGACCAAAGAGAGCCAUAACCGGGGGUCUGAUUUUGGAGGUCCCCGGCGAAAACGGAGCAGAAAGAGCGGACGCACUGGCUAAGGCCAUGUCCGCCCUGUUUGCAGAGGAUGAGACCAGAGUCUCCAGACCCGUCAAGACCGCGGAGGUCAGGAUAAAGGGUCUGGAGGACUCUGUGUCCCCGGAGGAGAUGACCGCGGCCCUGGCAAUAGCCGGGGGAUGCACCCAGAGAGAGGUCAAGGUGGGCCCUGUCAAGCUGGCCCCCUCUGGCCUCGGGGCCGUGUGGGCGAGGUGCCCAGUGUCGGCUGUCCGCAGGCUGGCCGAUCUGGGCAAAAUCACGGUCGGGUGA